Messenger RNA from Strigops habroptila (Kakapo), 6675 nucleotides. It is a transcript of the gene GGA3, whose product is annotated as golgi associated, gamma adaptin ear containing, ARF binding protein 3. The coding region runs from base 2069 to 4411 and encodes 780 amino acids. The record is from RefSeq and is a predicted model, not a curated record. The transcript has 17 exons. Gene Ontology annotation, cellular component: trans-Golgi network. Gene Ontology annotation, biological process: vesicle-mediated transport; intracellular protein transport. Gene Ontology annotation, molecular function: phosphatidylinositol binding; small GTPase binding; ubiquitin binding. Lineage: Eukaryota; Metazoa; Chordata; Aves; Psittaciformes; Psittacidae.
GGCUGGUGCAGCUUCCACCAGGCGUCCUGAGGGCUUUAUUCUUCUAACCAUCACAAAGCUGUGCUGUCCCCACUGCUAACCUGCUGUGCCCUUCCUAAAGGAAAGGGUGGAAUUGCUCAGCCAACUUCCCGGUCACAGGAAGGUGGAAAAUUGCCUCUUGCCAAUGAUUUUUCCUCUGUACCUUCCACGCUGCCCUGUCUGUCAUCAGGUGGAGGCAUAGACCCAGGAAGUAACAUCAUCCUCGUGUCCUAAUACUGCAGCAAGAUCUGCACUUCAGCCAGUGAUGAUCCAGCAUCUUCAUGUUUCCUGCCUCAGCUCAGGCAGCUGGGAGGAAAGAAGGUGAUUCUGCUGUUCCUGCCAGCAGGCUCUGCUGCACUGAGCUGAAAUAGAGGAGGAGGUUAGGAAAUCCUGUCAGUUGUACAAACACAGCUGGAGCCCUUGACUUUAGCACUGCCUUUACUGCAUCCAGAAGGAAGCUGUCUGUGUCUCACUCGUGUCAGGCUUAGGCACUGCGUCUCCAUGUGAUAGAUGCAGAUGGAUGAAGUAUUACGGCUGUCUUCAGUUCUUUUUCCCUUGUGUUGUCAUGGGUCAGCAUUCUCCUCCUCCUGGGGAUACAAACAAAAUCAGGCUGUUAGACUCAACAUGCUUGGGCUGGGGGUUCCCAAUUCAUGUGCUAAGCCUGACCUGGGGGAAAGCCUUUGUUGGGAUGGCUUUUGUCUCAUUUCAGAAGUAAACCUGGGAAAAUAUGAGCUCUCAUUACCAGGCAGUUAAUGUCUGUGGUUCUCUGCCUUUCAACAGCUGUUUCUCUGUACAGAAAAGAAGCACCUUUGUUUCAUAUCUGAUGAUGCAUCUGCAUGUUAACUCCUGUUCCAGGGUCUAGCAGAGCAACUGAGGGCUGAAUGGCCCUGGUGCUUAGGUCAGGUAUGAAGCAACUUUAUAUGUCCAAGGAUUUGAUAUUCCAGAGUGCCAAACUCUCCUUCCUGGAGUGAAUCCUUUCAUGUAAGUGUUGAAGCAUAUCUAUAAGGCACUGCAGAGGAGCUCCCUGCCCACAUCUGAAGUGUUCUGUGUAAAAACAGAGGACUUUUAAGUUAUGCCUCGAUAGACAUGGUGCAGCUUCAUGUAGGGGUGUCCUACAAAGGGGAAUUUAGCUCACUUGGGCUGCUGUGCUCAUGUGGCUGCACUCAGAUGGCAAUAAGGAUUCGUACACACCAUUGUGUUGUGUCAGGCAAACACAUCGAUUUCCAGAGCCAGGGAAGGAUUCCUGAUCAAGCUGAUUAACUUCUAUGAUCUAGGGAGAUUUUAUGAGUGUUAAAAAUAGGGAGUUUCUUCAUAUGGAACAUAACAUCCCUUCAGUAACCUCCUUCUGAGACUUCACUAUCUCUCUGUGAGAGCUUCUAGUGCGAGAACUUAGAUGAGUCUGAGCUCAAUUUGGGAGUGUGAACUAAUCCAGUGUCAUUCCAAUCUUUGGAGACGUUUGGAACAGCUUUAAAAUUAACCCUUGGAGCACGGAACCAUUGGUUACGUUUUCUGUUUGUACCACAGCUUUUUCCUACCUUCAGGAUGUGCAGCCAACAAAAAGAGUUCAUGUGGUUGAGUCUCCUUCUCUUUGUUUGUGCUCUUCCUGCAGUUAUUAAGUACAUUCCAUUAACUCCAGCCAAGAACUGUGCUUUUUCAUCUUCAGAGCAGCAGAGGUGCUUUGGAGCACUGAGCCAUGCAUGAUGCCAUUUGACUUGCAUGAAAAGACUUCACAUUGUUCCAAGCGCGUGGUCUCCUGCUGCUUCCAGGGUGCUGAGCAGUUGUGUGUGGUACCCAGGUUGAAGUGUCACAUAUGUUUUGAACAGUUGCUUGGCUCUGCAGCAGCUGUGUUUUGAACUGAGCCUCUCUUGAAUCUCUUGAGUUCAAAAACCAGCUUUAUAGCUUCACUUGUACAACAGGAUGGGAUCCUGCAGCUUGUCCUCCCUGCCUGCUGCCUCCUGCUUCUCCAGGGUCCCAUGUAAGUCGGCAGCAGGCACAAGGAUUCACCUCUGUGGAGUGUUUUACAGCUGAAAUCCAGGGAAUAAGUGACACAAUGGCUUUACAACUAUCCUUUUUUGAGGAGGAAGAAAACCCAAGCAAACCUUGUAGGCCUGCCACAGUAGGAGGACUGAGGUGCACUGUCAGAGUGGGGUUAUUCUGUUUGGCAGCUGGGUUUCUCUACCUGUGGAAAGAUAAAGCCACUAACCCAUCUAACAGGCAAGAAGACUGGGAAUACAUCAUCGGAUUCUGUGACCAGAUCAACAAAGAACUUGAAGGGCCACAGAUAGCUGUGAGGCUCCUGGCUCAUAAAAUCCAGUCGCCACAGGAAUGGGAGGCAGUCCAAGCCUUGACAGUGCUAGAAGCUUGUAUGAAGAACUGUGGGAGAAGAUUUCACAAUGAAGUCGGGAAGUUUCGCUUUUUAAACGAGUUGAUAAAAGUUGUGUCUCCAAAGUACCUGGGAGACCGAGUCUCAGAGAAGGUGAAAAGCAAAGUCAUCGAGUUGCUGUACAGCUGGACAGUGGCACUGCCAGAAGAAUCCAAAAUCAAGGAUGCCUACUACAUGCUGAAGCGACAAGGGAUCGUUAUGUUUGAUCCUGUGAUUCCUGCAGACAGAACCCUGAUUCCUUCUCCACCGCCUCGUCCCAAAAACCCUGUGUUUGAUGAUGAGGAGAAAUCCAAGCUUCUAGCCAAACUGCUGAAAAGCAAAAACCCAGAUGAUUUACAAGAGGCCAACAAGCUUAUCAAAUCCAUGGUAAAAGAGGACGAGGCUCGGAUUCAGAAGGUGACAAAGCGCAUGCACACGCUGGAGGAAGUGAAUAACAAUGUGAAGCUGCUAAAUGAGAUGCUGGUUCAUUACAGCAAAGAGGAAUCAUCAGAGGCCGAUAGGGAGCUCAUGAAGGAGCUCUGUGAGAGGUGUGAAACCAAAAGAAGGACAUUAUUCAAGCUGGCCAGCGAGACAGAGGAUAACGACAGCAGUUUGGGGGAUAUUCUGCAGGCCAGUGACAAUCUGUCCCGUGUGAUAAAUUCCUAUAAGAAAAUCAUAGAGGGACAAGUGCUCAAUGGUGAAGUGGAUCUCCCUGGGAUGUCUGUAGUGGAAGGGAGUAACUCCACAAGUAACCUCAACACCCUCAUCGACCUGGCUGGACUGGACGUCACCAGCACCCCGCCACCUCCACUGCCACCCAGCACCCUGACACCAGCCCCCCCAGCAGAAAUCCCCAUCCUGCCACCUCCUCCCCAGGCAUCUGCUCCCCUGAGGAGCAGCUCCUCUGGCCAAGUGGAAGCUGCACCCGCUCAGCAGAGCAGCAGCUCCCUCUCCUUGCUGGAUGAGGAGCUGCUGUGCUUAGGCCUGAAUGACCCAGCCCCGGCAGCAGUGAAGGAGACCUCAGAAAACAACCAGUGGAGCAUGUUUGAGAAUGACCACUUGGACCUGGAUUUCUUUAACCCGAAGAUGGUGACUGUUACUUGCAACUCUGCAGGGAACCCCCUUCUCCAUCCCACAUCCCAGACCACGUGUGGAACGUCAGUGACGCUGCCCUCUGCUUUCACAGCCUCUCAGGCUGCUCCAGGCAUCCCAGCACCAAACUCAGCACCAUUUGUGUUCCCUGCUGGACCAGCUGCCCCUGUGGGGCCUCCCAAGACUAUUCCAGCUGCUCCUGGGUAUUUCACCUCGUCUGUGGGGAGCAAUAUGUCACAUAAGAUGGAUGCAUUGGGACAACUCCUUGAAGAAGCCAAAGGGACUGCCACCCAAGGCCUGGCGACACCCUCGGUGUUCCCUGGGGCUGCUUUGCCAACCACUGUCACCUCUGCCCCCUUGAUAGCUCCCGCAGGGCUGCCAGCCACUGCCCCUGCAGCCCCGCCAGCUCCUUUCCCAAGCAGCUGCCCUGCGGGCUCGGGAAGCCCUCUCUUCCAGCCAGCAGCAUUCCAGCAGCAAGGCAGUCCCGUGAAAGCACCUGAGAUUUCGUUGGCCAAUGUCCACGUUCCCUUGGAAUCCAUCAAACCCAGCAGUGCCCUCCCAGUGACAGCCUACGACAAGAACGGCUUCCGGAUCCUCUUGCACUUUGCCCGGGAAUGCCCGCCGGGAAGGGCGGAUGUGCUGGUGGUGGUGGUCUCCAUGCUGAACACGGCACCGCUCCCCGUGAAGAACAUCGUGCUCCAGGCUGCAGUGCCAAAGUCCAUGAAGGUGAAGCUCCAGCCCCCCUCUGGCACAGAGCUGUCUCCCUUCAAUCCCAUCCAGCCGCCUGCUGCCAUCACCCAAGUCAUGCUCCUGGCAAACCCUGCCAAGGAGAAAGUGAGGCUGAGAUACAGACUGACCUUCACGCUGGGAGAGCAGCCCAGCACAGAGGUGGGCGAAGUGGAUCAGUUUCCCCCCGUAGAGCAAUGGGGGAAUCUAUGACCUCGGGCCGCUGCCAGAGACUGUGUGACAGGACGAGGAGGGGCUCCCGCAGGACUGGGAUGGCCGUGGCGUGGCGAGGGGCACACGUGCUGUCCACUGGUGAUGUUCAGCUUUGGUUACAUGUCCUGCCCACUCUGCUUGUAGCUUUAGUCCAGAAUGUUUUGCCCCACGUUAAAGGGGUCCUGGAACAUUUAUGCCAAGCAUGGACUGAGGUGGCAGCCGGUACCAGGCGGUGCUGCCUGCUUUCAUCUUGACCUCGGGGUGGAUCUGGUUCUACCUUCCACUCUGUUAAACUUGAAGCUAUUGUAUUUUGAGGGGAGACCUGUCAGCAGAAGGGAUUUAGUCGGCUCGUUCCUGUGCUGCUGUCCAGAGAUACCACAGCCUGGCGGGGUGAUGAUGCCACCAGGAGCUUCCUCAGUGCAGAGCCCUCACACACGCCCUCCCUUGGGCUCUCCCCUCCUCAGUGCCACACGGACCCGCUGCGCACGGCGAGCAAUAAGGCUGGAUCCAGGAGGGAAUGCUGAUUUUUCACACUGAAAUGGCACUUAAAUCCCUUCCUCCCCCUCUGCUGCUUCAUUCCCAAUGGCCAACGUAAGCAGCCCCUCGCUCUGUGCUGUGUGAUGCUGCUCUGUCUUUAGUGGGUCUGUAUUUGACACUACUGCCUCCCUUCUGUAUCCGCUCGGGGAGCUGAGGUUUGGAUGCAGGUGGUUACACUGGUUAUUUUUCUGCCUUCAUCGCAUUCCCUAAUGUGGGAAAAGAGGAAAUGUGUCGUGAGGAGGUAAACAGGGCUGGGAUGGAGGGCUCGGUGGUGGUGGAGGACAGCACCCAGCGUGCAGGAAUGGCUUUACAAUCACUGAUCAGGUGCAGCGACUGAACCCAGGGAUGAGGAGAGGUGCCUCUCGCGUCCCCUCGUGCGGGCAGUAUUAUUAUUGUAGUUGAAUACUGUGUUUUAUUGAGCUGAGUACAAUGACAUACAAGAUGUAAAUAAUAGAGCUAUAGGAUAUUUAAAUAGGAACAAGCAGGCAAUGAAUGGAAAGAAGCUCCUCUAGGCUGGAGGUGCAUGUGUGGGGUUUGAUGCCCCGUUAAUGUAUUAAGUAAAAGUGGCCAAGUGCAAUUGUCUCUGCAAGGGGGGAAGCAGUUUGGCUGGACACUGGAGGUGUGUGCUAACAGGGGGAGAAUCAUAGAAUCAUGGAAUGGAUUUGGGUUGGAAGGGACCUUAAAGUUCAUCCAGUUCCAACCCUCUGCCACGGGCAGGGACACCUUCCACUAGAGCAAGAAAAGCCAACCCUUCCUGCUGCAGAAAUGAGAUUAAAGUCACAAAGACGUGGUUCCAGCAGCCCCUUCCUCCUCCAUUUCCAAUCUCAAGCAGUGCCUCAGUGAGCAUUGAGACUGGUUUAGAUUAAUGGGGUUCUUCACGUGCAUUGCCCACAGCACAGGUAGGGCAGGUCCUUGCACACUGCUCGGUGCCACCAGGCAGCAGCUCUUACCAGAGCAGAGCGGGAGCUGUCAGCUGGAGCACUGGGAGAACCCACACAAGGAGGAGAGCCCUGCCUGAGGUAGGAGAACUGUGGAGGAGAAGGUGCUGCUGAAUUCAUGGUGGCUGUAAAACCCAUUGCUGCAAGUGCAGCUCUGAGUUCCAUGCAGCUGCCUUUACUGUGUUGUAAAGUAAAAUCACUGGAGGGGAAAAGCUCAGCAGAUUCAAAGGCCUGAGAACCUGCUCAGGGGAGGCACCAGUUGUAGAGACCCCUGAAGGUGGACUCAAAGCUCGGCCAAGGACCUUGUGUAAAUGCCUGGUCUGAAGCUCAUGAAGCUCCCUGGGGGCAUAUGAGAGAGGCGGGUGCGCUGCUGGGUCCCUAAAGAGCAGUUUUAACCUGACAGCCAAGGCCAGGGGAAAAGGAGAGAAUUCUUUCCGAUGCUGCAGGUGGUGCUCAGGAGGUGGCAGCGUGUCCUGAGGCAGCAGGUUUCACUGCUGGGAGUGCGUGAGGCUCGCUGUGGCUUUGGGGAGGUCAGAGGAGCACAAGUGCUCUCUGCAGCCUGGCUGUGUCCUGUGUUAGCGCUGCCCGCGCUGUGCAGCCGCACAGAGAGAGGCUUCCGGAGGCCUGCAGCCUGCAAAUGCCUCGUUAGAAGCUUUGGAAAUGAAAACUCGGAGUGUUCCUUGUCUGUAGGGUGAGGUUCCUGCUCGCCCCCAACAGCUGUAACUGUACAUACGUCUCAGAUGCAUUCGAUCUGCUGCAUGUGAAAUAAACUGAUUUCCCUACUUUGCU